UUGUAUUGCCUCUGCAAUCUACUCGCGGAACGAAGAGAAGCAGCAUCUCUCCGUCGUUCUACAUUCGUUUUCUCUACCCCCUUAUCCUUGUAUUUCUCCUCGCACAAUGGCCAGAAACGUGGUUUCCGACGGUGAAGACGAUGUGGAGCUCGAAGAUGAGGAGGAGCGGGAACCUGAGGGAGACGUCGUUGAGGGCGAAGACGAUGAGGAUGAAGAAGAAGAGGAAGGGCAAGAUGAAUAUGAAAAUGAUGGGUUUAUAGUAGAUGAUUAUGAGGAUGAUGAGCAAGAAGAAGAAGAGAGGGCAGAUAGUGAUGGAGAAAGGCAAAAGAAGAAGAAGAGAAAGAAGAAAAGGGAAGAAGAGAGUCUUGAUGAAGAGGACUAUGAGCUUCUUCGUGAAAAUGAUGUUAAUGUCAAUCUACCCAAGGGAAGCAAGAAAUUUAAGCGGCUGAAGAAGGCUCAGAGGGAUUCUGACGAGGAGCGAUUUGGGCCUUCUGAUGAGGAGCUUGAUGGGAGUGGAGUGGCUGGAAGAACUGCUGAGGAAAAGCUUAAACGCAGCUUAUUUGGUGAUGAUGAAGGAGUACCACUUGAAGAUAUUGCUGAAGAGGAAGAGCAGAUGGAAGAAGAAGAGUAUGGAGACAUUGGUGAUGAGGAUGAAAUGGCAGACUUUAUUGUAGAUGAAGAAGAAGUAGAUGAGCAUGGAGCUCCUGUGAGACGUAAGAAGUUGAAGAGAAAGAAAUCCAGGCAGGCACCAGGAGUUUCAUCGUCUGCUUUACAGGAAGCUCAUGAAAUAUUUGGUGAUGUUGAUGAACUCCUGCAGCUUCGCAAGCAAGGCUUAGAUUCUGCUGAAUGGAGGGAGAGAAGACUUGAAGAUGAGUUUGAACCUACUGUUCUUUCUGAAAAGUACAUGACUGAAAAGGAUGACCAGAUUAGGAUGACUGAUAUUCCAGAAAGAAUGCAGAUUUUUGAGGAAAGCACUGGUACUCCUCCUAUGGAUGAGAUUAGCAUAGAAGAAGAAAGCACCUGGAUAUAUAAUCAACUUUUGAGUGGUGCAGUACCAUUAUUUGGCAAAGUGAAGGAUAUCAGCAGGGAUGAAAUGAUUGAUAAAGUAAAAAUAAACAGGGAUGACAUCAUGAAAUUUCUGGAACUAUCACAUGUGCAGAAGUUAGAUAUCCCCUUUAUUGCCAUGUACCGCAAGGAGCUGUGUCCUAGUUUACUAAAAGAUCUUGACCAAGAGGAGGAUGGCAAUCAGGAUAAAUCUGAGACACCUAAGAUAAGGUGGCACAAGUUACUUUGGGCAAUUCAGGACCUGGACAGAAAAUGGCUGCUUCUCCAGAAGCGAAAGAUUGCCCUUCAUUUAUACUAUAACAACCGAUUUGAAGAGGAAUCUAGGCGUAUAUAUGAUGAAACAAGACUUACCUUAAAUCAACAACUUUUUGAAUCAAUUCUUAGAGCUUUGAAGGAUGCUGAAUCCGAAAGAGAAGUUGAUGAUGUUGAUGCUAAGUUUAACUUGCAUUUCCCCCCUGGUGAGGCUGGUGUGGAUGAAGGGCAGUACAAGAGGCCCAAGAGGAGAUCACUAUAUAGUAUCUGCUUCAAGGCUGGUCUGUGGGAGGUUGCAAGCAAGUUUGGAUAUAGUGCUGAGCAACUUGGUUUGAAGUUAAUGUUGGUAAAGAUGGGUGAUGAAUUGGAGGAUGCUAAAGAGACACCAGAGGAGAUGGCUUCAAACUUCACAUGUGCAAUGUUUGAAAGCCCUCAAGCAGUCCUUAAAGGGGCCAGGCACAUGGCUGCAGUUGAGAUAAGUUGUGAGCCAUCCAUCAAGAAAUAUGUUCGCUCUUUGUAUAUGGAGAACGCUGUUGUAUCGACCAGUCCUACUGCUGAUGGAAAUGCAGCAAUAGAUUCUUUUCAUCAGUUUUCAGGUGUAAAAUGGUUGCGUGAGAAGCCACUGAGUGAAUUUGGGGAUACACAAUGGCUCCUUAUCCAAAAGGCUGAAGAGGAGAAGCUCCUUCAGGUUCACUUUAAGCUGCCAGAAGAGCACUUGAAUAAGUUGAUAAAUGAGUUUGAUGUCUACCUCAGUGAUGGUGUUAGCAAAUCUGCUCAGCUGUGGAAUGAGCAGAGGAAGUUGAUACUGCAGGAUGCACUUUUUGUUUUUCUUUUGCCCUCAAUGGAGAAAGAAGCAAGAUCCUUGUUGGCAAGUAGAGCCAAGAACUGGUUACUCCUGGAAUAUGGAAAGGCUUUGUGGAAUAAAGUUUCAGUGGGGCCAUAUCAGAGGAAGGAUAAUGAUAUUAAUUCUGAUGAGGAAGCUGCACCACGUGUCAUGGCCUGCUGUUGGGGCCCUGGAAAGCCAGCUACCACAUUUGUGAUGUUGGAUUCAUCUGGGGAGGUUCUUGAUGUGCUUUACACUGCGUCACUUAUUUUACGUUCUCAAAAUGUUAAUGAUCAGCAACGCAAGAAAAAUGACCAGCAGCGUGUUUUGAAAUUCAUGAGUGAUCACCAACCUCAUGUUGUCGUUCUUGGAGCUGUGAACCUCUCCUGCACAAAGCUGAAGGAUGAUAUUUAUGAGAUCAUCUUUAAGAUGGUGGAGGAAAAUCCUAGAGAUGUUGGGCAUGAGAUGGAUGAACUAAGUAUUGUAUAUGGUGAUGAAUCUCUGCCCCGUCUAUAUGAAAAUUCUCGGAUUUCGUCAGAUCAACUUCCUGGGCAGCCAGGCAUUGUUAAGCGGGCAGUAGCCCUUGGGCGAUAUCUUCAAAAUCCAUUGGCAAUGGUUUCAACACUGUGUGGACCUGGGAAGGAGAUUUUAUCCUGGAAGCUUUGUCCUUUAGAGAACUUUCUAAACCCGGAUGAGAAGUAUGGAGUGGUUGAACAAGUUUUGGUUGAUGUGACAAAUCAAGUGGGCCUUGAUAUUAAUUUGGCCAUAAGUCAUGAAUGGUUAUUUGCUCCUUUGCAAUUUAUUUCUGGGCUCGGUCCCAGAAAAGCAGCAUUUUUGCAGAGAUCCCUGGUAAGAGCAGGAGCAAUUUUCAUUCGGAAGGACUUUUUGCAAGCCCAUGGACUUGGUAAAAAAGUGUUUCUCAAUGCAGUUGGCUUUCUGCGGGUUCGCCGCAGUGGGCAGGCUGCCAGCAGCAGCCAGUUCAUUGAUUUGCUGGAUGAUACAAGAAUACAUCCGGAAUCCUAUGGUCUGGCUCAAGAGUUGGCAAAAUUUGUGUUUGAUCGUGAUGUUGGUGAUGCCAAUGAUGAUGAAGAAGCGUUAGAGAUAGCAAUUGAGCAUGUUAGAGAUCGGCCUAAUUUGCUGAAAGCCUUUGCUAUUGAUUUAUAUAUUGAUCAACAUGUUGAAGAGGAAAAACGAGAGAAUAAGAGAGAGACUUUUUAUGAUAUAAGAAGGGAAUUGGUGCAGGGUUUUCAGGAUUGGCGUAAACAGUAUAAAGAACCAAGUCAAGAUGAGGAAUUCUAUAUGAUUUCCGGUGAAUCUGAGGAUACACUUGCUGAAGGCCGAAUUGUGCAAGCUACUGUUCGCAGAGUGCAAGGUGGAAGGGCUAUCUGUGCACUUGAAUCUGGAUUGACUGGAAUGCUUAUGAAAGAAGACUAUUCUGAUGAUUGGAGGGAUAUUGUUGAGUUGUCUGAUCAGUUGCAUGAAGGUGACAUUCUGACCUGCAAGAUUAAAUCAAUCCAAAAGAACAGGUAUCAAGUUUUCCUGGUUUGUAAAGAGAGUGAAAUGAGAAACAACAGAUAUCAGCAUGCUCGAGAUGUUGAUCCAUACUACUAUGAAGACCGAAGUGCUCUAGAGAAUCAGCAAGAGAAAGCUCGCAAAGAAGAAUUGGUAAAGAAGCAUUUUAAGGAAAGGAUGAUAGUCCAUCCCCGCUUCCAAAACAUUACUGCUGAUGAAGCCAUGAAGUAUUUGUCUGACAAGGAACCUGGAGAAAGCAUUUUCCGGCCCAGUCUACGGGGACCUUCUUAUUUGACUUUGACUCUUAAAAUUCAUGAUGGAGUUUAUGCUAACAAAGAUAUUGUUGAGGGUGGGAAGGAGCAUAAGGAUAUUACCAGCCUACUUCGGAUUGGAAAGACGUUAAAAAUUGGGGAAGACACUUUUGAGGAUCUGGAUGAGGUAAUGGAUCGAUAUGUUGAUCCCUUAGUGGCUCACCUGAAGGCAAUGCUGAGUUAUCGCAAGUUUAGAAUGGGAACUAAAGCAGAUGUUGAUGAGCUCCUAAGGAUUGAAAAAUCAGAAUUCCCAAUGAGGAUAGUUUAUUGUUUUGGCAUCUCUCACGAACAUCCAGGCACAUUCAUUCUGACUUACAUACGGAGUACAAAUCCGCACCACGAGUAUGUUGGCCUGUAUCCCAAGGGAUUCAAGUUCAGGAAAAGGAUGUUUGAGGACAUCGAUCGUCUUGUUGCAUAUUUCCAGAGGCAUAUUGAUGAUCCCCAGCAUGAGUCAGCACCAUCAAUCAGAUCUGUUGCAGCAAUGGUACCAAUUCGAAGCCCUGCAAGUGGAGGCUCUUCGGGCAGUGGUUGGAGUGGUUCAACCAAUGAGAGUGGGUGGAGAGCCCGAUCUUUUGACAGGGAUCAAUCUUCUACACCAGGAUCAAGGACAGGCAGGGGUGAUUAUAGAAGUAACGGUAACAGGGAUGGACAUCCAAGUGGGAUACCAAGACCAUAUGGUGGUCGUGGUGGUGGUCGAGAUUCAUAUAAUAGCAACAGAGGAAAUAACUCGACACAGGGGUCUUCUGCUUAUGAUACCGGUCCCAAAUGGGAUUCAGGUGCCAAAGUGAGCGGAGAUGGUUGGGGCAAUUUCCCAGGUGCUAAAGUUCAAAACUCACCCGGCAAGGAAGCUUUUCCUGGUGGUUGGGAUGGUAGUGCUACCGAUAACAACAAUUCUGGCUGGGCGGGUUCUGCAUCCAAGAGAAGUUCUGGGGGUUGGUGAAAAUCAUUGAAACCUCCCAAUAGAGCUUUAGGGCUUAGCCAGGGGAUUUAGAAUCUACUCUAGCUUAUGGUCAAGUGAUCGAUACAUUUGUGUAAAUAUGGGGUUUUGUUAGCUUUAGGACUUAAGAGAAACUUGCCAUUGGCAUCCCUAAUUGCAUCCCCCCUGUUCUUAAGGCAGUGUUUCUAACGGGGAUAUAGAUUCAGUUUUCUGUCUCUUCACCUUUUACGUUUAAAAUUUCGAUGUUUGAAUCCAUCUCAAAUCCUUCAAAUAAACCCUACUGCAUUAUGCAGUGUACUGAUUCGAUAUCUUGAGAGGGUUGGAUCUAUCGUCUUGUUACACAAGGAAAUUUAAAUGUUUUUUUUUUUUUGGAGUACAUUGCCGUCCCGCUGUGCUACACAAAGAAAUUUAAUUUUUGUAU
Rubroshorea leprosula is the source of this 5321-nucleotide messenger RNA. NCBI's taxonomy places the organism in Eukaryota, Viridiplantae, Streptophyta, Magnoliopsida, Malvales, Dipterocarpaceae. The record is from the annotation of a GenBank genome assembly.